Messenger RNA from Dujonia railenensis, 948 nucleotides. Lineage: Eukaryota; Fungi; Ascomycota; Pichiomycetes; Serinales; Debaryomycetaceae. The record is from the annotation of a GenBank genome assembly.
AUGACGAUAUCAAAUGAUACUGCAAGUGAUUCCAGAAUAGGUAAAGAUUCUCCAUUUACCUUUGGCCAAAGAUUUUUGGAAAAGGAAGAGGAUGUUUUCCAGCAAAAUGCAUGGGACCAUGUAGAAUGGGGUGAAGAACAAAUCAAGCAGGCUGAAGAGCUCAUCUCCAAGCAGUAUGACCACCCAGUGAAGGAUUUCGAUAAAAAUUUGUAUAAUUCUAACCCUGCUAAAUACUGGGAUAUUUUCUAUAAGCAUAACCAAGAGAAUUUUUUUAAAGAUCGUAAGUGGUUGCAGAUUGAAUUUCCCUCUUUGUAUAGGGUCACUGCUAAGGGCUACACUGAACCAACCACCAUCUUAGAAAUUGGGUGUGGUGCUGGUAACACCUUCUAUCCAAUUUUGAAUCAAAACGAAAACCCUAAUUUAAAGAUAUUCGGCUGUGACUACCUGAAGGUCGCUGUAGAUUUACUUCGUAGCAAUGAAAACUUUGAAGAAAGUGCAGCAAAGGGUAUAGCUUACUCCUCAGUGUGGGACUUGUCAAACGAGCAAGGUGAUUUACCUAAAGAUAUGGAGCCAGAAUCUGUAGAUAUAAUUAUUAUGGUGUUUAUAUUCCUGGCUUUACACCCAAACCAGUGGCUCCAAGCUGUGAAAAACUUGACAAAAGCUUUGAAGCCCGGUGGAGAGAUCUUAUUUCGUGACUAUGGUCGUUACGAUUUGGCUCAAGUUAGAUUCAAGAAGGGAAGAUUGUUAGACGAUAAUUUUUAUAUUAGAGGAGACGGAACAAGAGUAUAUUUCUUCACGGAAGAGGAAUUGAGAGAGAUCUUCUGUGGUGAACUGGCACCAUUCGUAGAAGAGAAAAUUGCAACUGACAGACGUUUGUUGGUGAAUAGAAAGAAGCAGUUGAAAAUGUAUAGAAACUGGUUACAAGCUGUUUUCAGAAAACCAAGUUGA